AUGUCCUCUCCCGGCAGCCGCGUAGCCACCUACUUCCGCCGCGCGCGCCUCAUCGACGAGCUGCGCCUCAGCCUCCGCUCCCCAUCCUCCUCCCGGCCGCCGCCGCCACCCGACGACCCAGUGGUCGCGUUCUACGCUAUCCGCGCCGCGCCCACGGCGGCGUCGGCUCUCGCAUUCUUCCGCGCCAUCCCCACUCCGGCGCCGCUCCCGCUCUUCCAGGCUCUCGCCGCCCGCCUCGCCAACCCCGCGUCCCUCCCCGACCUCCACUCCCUCCUCGCCUCCUUCCCCCUGCCCCCUCCCCCGCUCCUGCGCCUCCGCCUCCUCGCCGCCGCCGGGGACCACCCGGCCGCCCUCGCCGCCUUCGCCUCCGUUCCGGCCGAUCCGCACCGCCCCGCCGACGCGCACAACCUCGUCAUCCGCCUCCACGCCGGCGCCGGGAACCACGCCGCCGCCGUCGACGCGUUCGGCGCCAUGCUCCGCGAGGGCGCGCUCCCCAACACGCGCACCUACACCAUCCUCCUCCACCACCUCGCGGCCGCGGGAUUCCUUGACCAGGCGCUCGAGGUGUUCCGGCUCCUGCCGUCGCUGCGCGUGCCACGUAUCCCCCAGCAGUACAACGUGCUCGCCGAGGCGCUCGCCGAGGCCGGCAGGUUCAACCGGCUCCGGUGGCUGGUCCGCGAGAUGGUGGCCGUCGAUGGCAUCAUGCCCAGGCGGCAGAUGCGGGCCGCCAUCGCCGCCAUGAGGGAAGCCGGCCACACAGAGGGCACGGAGGGUUUCGUCGAGGAACUCUUGCCGAGCCCGUACGCCGUGUGCGGCUCCGAGGGCGAGGGAGAUAGCGAGGAGGAAGCGGAGGAUGGUGAUACGGAUCAGUGCGGAGCUAAUAAGGAGACGCAGCAGCUGAAGCCAUGGCUGCACCCACGGGAGCUAGCGAGGGCGCUGGAAGGCUGGCACCCUGAGGACGUGGCGGAGCUGGAGGCGGCCGGGAUUGUCUGGACGCCGCCGCUGGUGAGCAAGCUCCUGAGCAAUUUCAGGAAGGCGACAACGGCGUGGAAGUUCUUCUGCUGGGUGGCAUGCCGCCCAGGCAGCGGCUUUAGGCACGACCUCCACACCGUGGCGAGGAUGAUCGGCAUCUUUGCCUGCGCCGGCAAAGUUGAGCUGGCGGAGGGCCUGCUCGCCAAGGUGCGCACCGCCGGUAUCCUCCUCCCGUUCCUCACCGUGCGGCGAAUCAUCAACUUCUAUGGGCUCUCCAAGAAGGCCAACGCGGCGGUGCGGGUGUUCCGGGAAGCCGACUCCAUCUGCGGCCCUGUGUCACGGCCCAACCUGGCGCUGCUCUGCUCAUCGCUGCUGUGGACGAUGCUGAAAUGCCACCGGGUCCAAUACGCCACUGAACUUCUGGAGGAGAUGGUGGUGACCCGGGGCGUGGUCCCGGACCUGCAGACCAUCUCGGGUGUGAUGGAGCACGUGGCUGGCGCGGGCAUCCUGAAGGGCGUGCACAGGCUUCUCGGGCUGGUGCGGCAGUGUGAGCUGCGCCCCGACGGGCACAUGUAUGUCGUGCUGAUCAGGGCCUACUGCAAGGGAGAGCACACGGCGCUUGCGGUCAGGGUGUUCGACGAAAUGCGCGGGGCAGGCAUCGCCCCGGACUCGCCCACCGUGGCGCUGCUGGUGAAGACCCUGUGGCGGGAGGGGAAGCUACGGGAGGCAGCGCUAGUCCUGGAGAGGUGCGAGGAGAUGGUCGCAGCAUGCGGUGGCAGGGGCCUCCCAGCGGCGUGCCUGGGCCACACCACGAGGGCCGCUGAUCUGAACAAGGUGUAUGGCAUCUACUCCGGCUGCUUCGGGCAACAGCCUGAUGCAGAGAACUUGACGGCGAAUCAAGCCAUUGGUUGAUGCUCCGCUUGACUUGACAAUUCAGAUAUUAGUUGAUCCAAGAGCACGGCAGUUUCUCCAGUACUUCACAAAUGAGUUUGACGUAUUAACCGAUUCCCAGGUUGUAUGGAGCAUUGGAGUCCAUAAAGGGAGAAGUGCCUGGAGAAAAUACAGCUUGCACCUAUGUAUACCCAGGAUUCUCAUUUGUGGCUGACCCAAACACCUAGUUUUUCUUUUCUUUAUGGUGGAGGUUUGCACACGGAAGAG
Molecule: messenger RNA, 2130 nt
Organism: Lolium rigidum
Lineage: Eukaryota; Viridiplantae; Streptophyta; Magnoliopsida; Poales; Poaceae
Product: pentatricopeptide repeat-containing protein At5g66631-like
Exons: 1
Coding region: 1-1884 (627 amino acids)
Molecular function (GO): protein binding
Source: RefSeq, a predicted model, not a curated record